Molecule: messenger RNA, 5292 nt
Organism: Patella vulgata (common limpet)
Lineage: Eukaryota; Metazoa; Mollusca; Gastropoda; Patellidae
Product: SHC-transforming protein 1
Exons: 13
Coding region: 214-1689 (491 amino acids)
Biological process (GO): cell surface receptor protein tyrosine kinase signaling pathway; intracellular signal transduction
Cellular component (GO): plasma membrane
Molecular function (GO): receptor tyrosine kinase binding
Source: RefSeq, a predicted model, not a curated record
UCCAGACAUCCUUAGUACACUAUACAGUUCAUUCAUUUUAUUAACUUCCUUGAACACUGAUUAAUCAUAGGGUUUUACAGUUAUGUCGUUAUAUUUAUAAAGGGGACUAAACUGUCUGGAUCGAUAGUACUUAAAGGAAUAACGACAACAAUUUCUUGGAGAUCUUUUGAUCUAGAUAUGUCCUGUAUUUAGAUUUUCUAUACCAGUACCGGUAUGGCAGGAGUUCUUGAUCGCAUAAAGAAGAAAAAUAAAUCCACUUCGCAAGAGUGGUCACGCAAUGGGAGUUUUGUACACAAACCAGGCAGAGGUUGGAUCCAUCCAGACCAACAACUUAAUGGCGAUGGUGGGGUGUGUUAUGGUGUUAGGUUCAUAGGCAGCAUAGACGUUAAAGAAUCCAUGAAGAGUUUGGAUUUUGAAACAAGAACAGCUGUAGCCAGAGAAGCUAUUAAUAUUGUAGCAGAGGCUGCUGGUUUAAAAACUGCUUCCAAAAAGAGAAAGGCUGAUAAAAAGAUCAGUAAAAUGUUAGCUGAUCAUCCCCACAUGCAGCAUGCUGGAGCUAAUGUUAAUUUAACUAUAUCAACAAACAGAAUUACUCUGAUGGUGAUGGAAUCAGGACAGAUGAUAGCUAAUCACACAAUGCAUAAUGUUUCUUUUGCUUCUGGUGGAGAUGCUGAAUCGUUAGAUUUUGUAGCUUACAUAGCUAAAGAUGAAAUACAUGGUCGUACAUGUCAGGUGUUAGAAUGUGGCGGAGGUUUAUCAGAAGAUGUUGUCACUACCAUAGGACAGGCUUUCGAAUUACGUUUUAAACAAUAUCUGCACAAACUGCCCAAAGCCAUGCAAGUUACUGAAAGUUCCACCAAUGAAGGUUUUGAGAGAGAAGGUUGGGGAGAAGAUCAAGAAUAUUAUAAUGACCACCCUGGUGCCAUGCCUCCUUCAUCUGCACAUCUGCCAACACCCACACGACCACCAGUACCCCCUAUACCACAAUACUGUUCACCUACAAGUCUUCCGGUAAAUCAAUAUGAUUCAGUUAAAUUAAAUUCUGAAAAUGGCUACUCUGAUAUAUCUGAUGAUAUAGAGGCUCGUUUAUUGGCUGAUUCUAAAAUAUACGACAAUAGAGAAGAUGUUCCAGAAGACUUUGAAGAUCCAACCUAUGUAGAUGGUACCAUCUAUGAUAAUAAAAAUGGCUUAAAACAAGAAGUUCAACUUGAAGGAGCUGUGGGAACAAAUGGUAAUGUUUAUGAUAAUCAUGAUGAUGAUAUGGACAAUAAAGAUGCCUUUGAUAUGAGUCCAUUUGAUAGUAAAGUUUUAUCCGAUGAAAAGGCUCCAGAGUUAAGCAGAGAAUCGAUGUGGAAUGAUUCUGGUAUAACAUCACCAAUAUUUGAAGAAUGGUUCCAUGGUAAUUUAUCGAGAAAAGAUGCUGAGAAAUUGCUAUGCAAUAAUGGAGAAUUUCUGGUUCGUGAAAGCUCAAAUAAAGCUGGACAAUUUGUUUUAAGUGGAAAACAAGAUGGUGUCAUUAGACAUCUGCUACUGGUUGAUCCAGAGGGUGUGGUUCGCACAAAAGAUUUUAUUUUUGACAGUGUCGGCCAUCUUGUACAGUAUCAUCGUCAAAAUAAUUUGCCCAUUGUAACACAGGGUAGUGAACUGUUGUUAGAAAAACCAAUCAAGACUUUUAUAACAUCUUGUUAAGCCACAUCUAGAUGAAAAAAAAAAACAGCACAAGACUUCCUUUUCCAUCAUAGUCUUUAAAAAAAAUAGGUUGAAAACAAAGACUUUUUAUGUUUCUAGGGAGCACUUUAUCCCAAUUUUAUUUUUUGGGGGUAAAAAUCAUCACCCUACAUAUUCUGUGUAACUUUAUUCUGCCUGCUGAGUGAAUGACCUUUUAAAAUUAAUAAUAUGAGUUACAAAUAAUCUAUCAUUUCCGUGGUCCACUAUCAAGUAAAACAAACCAGCUAUAAAAUUUAGAUCUUUUUUCAUGUGUUCAUUUAAGGAGCCCUUUAAAAUUUAUAAGCUUACAAGAAAGCAUUAUUAUUCAUUUGACAAAAUGUAUUUGAAGAUGUUUUUAUAUACCAAUAGUGUUUAUUAGCUAAACAACUGACAGUGCAACUGAACAGGACAACAUUUAUUAAGUGGCAUAAUUUUAUUAGCUGGUAUUACCUAAAACAAAAAUGGUGAUGUUGAUGUGAAAAUGAAUUAAAAGGCGCAACAAGAAAGAAUUUUCAGAUACAUCUCAACAUAAUGUAUUACAGAUAUUAUAGUUCAUUCUUCCUUAACAAGCAUGACAAAAUAAUCAAACACUAGUUUUUACAAUAUAAAAAGACACGCACAAGUUUUUCAAAUUAUAUUUUUUAAAGUGCAUUUAUUUAUUACUAUUUUGUUUUGGCUCAUUCAACCAGAUCAAUAAUAAUACUUUUACUUUAGUUACUUUUUUUUUUUCCAACAUUUUUUAACAAAUAGUUGUUGGUUUAUCACACUAAAUGGUCCUUGACGUGACGGUAGUCCCUAAAACCUUAUAACAUUUCAAAGGAAAUUUGUCUGAUUUUAGCUUUAGAAAAUUGGAUAUUUUUAAGCCAAAGAAGACUACAUGUAUUUUUUUUUUCUCUUUUCUAUCACACUAGCAACAUUCAUAAAAGAUUAAACCCUCCGAACAAGAACAUUUGCUCAUUUUAAAAAACGAGAUUAUUUUUCAGGUCUCAUUAUUUUCUACCUACAGUACAAUCAUAUUCUACAUGACUUAUGUUCUACUUAUUUCAGUUGUUCUUAUUUAAAAUGUAACUUUAAAGGAAAAUCCAACCAACCAAAAUAUGUUUCAGUGUUUUAGGUUGUUUUAUUUUACCCAGAAUCUGCUUAGGCAUUAUGUAAGAAUUAGAUAAAGACCUGUCCCUUCUUCCUAUAAUAGUUCAAAAAUAGAUAAUGAAAAAUUAAUAUUUUGAAAAUUUUAGUCAAAUAACGAUAAUAAACAGAAUCUUGAUUUUCAUUCCUUCUAUGGGCAGUCAGUGGUAGCCAUAUGAUUGUUUAUGCAUAUAUGACUGUCAUUGUCUAAUCCAUGCAAUAUCUAAGCCAUCCACUCACCUAGAGAGGGUUGAUUAUGGGCUUGUCAUGUGAAUAAAUGUCUAAAAAUAAUUUAUGUAAUAUUUGAAACCAGAAAAAAAGAACUGCAAUAGGCAGAUUUAGCUCUUGCAUAAUGUCUAUAUAUUUUUUUCCUCACAGAUCCUUUGCCAACCAAAAUUCUCAUUCCCAGAACAUUAAACAUGUAGAAUGUGGCCAUACUGUAUAUCUCUAUAUAAUAUAUACCCUAUUUAUUCAAAUAUGAUCUGAAGGAUUUAAGAUUUAUUAAUCUUAUACAAAAUGUAUUAUUAUAUACUAUCAAUAUCAUUUCUUCAUUAUAAUACAGGGUAGGAUUUAUACAUCAUCCAUCCAGUUACUGUUAAUGAUUCCAUGCCUAUCUUUUGGCUGAUAUAUUGGGAGAGUCAGGACAAAUUGAUGUCAUCAUGCACAGCUUAAUAAAACCAAAUUAAGUUGGGCAUGUUGAAGUUGUUCAUCGUUUGAUGUAGUCAGAUACAACCAAUGUACUCUACCGAAAAUACUUUUAUAUUAAGUGUUGAUCACUUGUUAGAGGUACAUGUAUAUAUAAAUAUAGACAGUAAUAAAUAUAUAUGUACCAGUAUUAUAAAAUAGAUAUUUUGUAAACAUGUUAAGGAAACAACAAGAACAUAAAUAGGUUACACUACUUUUUUAAAACCACUGUAGUAUUAGUUUCUAUUUUGUUAUAUUUGUUUUCAAAUGGCACGAUUUUGCGUAUCUACAUAUUAACAGUUUUGGAUCCAUAAAUGUUUUACUCCAUUUGGUAUGAAAAUUCUAAAUAUUUAUUAUAUUAAUCUAAUUACCCAUUAGGUAUAACAUUGCCUGUGUAACCAAGUACUUUUGACAUAAAUUACCAAAUCACUAUGAUCACCUCCUACUGACUUGACACAAGUUAAUCAUCACUAAGUGAGUUAAAUGGCUAAGGAAAAAAAACUUCACAUUCAACUUAAUGAGUGCGAAUGAGAGCCAUUACAUAUGCAGCGGAACGUAAUUGUUUUUUUAUGACUUAUGUUUCUAAAGUUGAAAUAAAUUUAACAGACACCUGUAUAAUUUUUCUAUCAUGUAAAAACACAUUCAGUUUUCUGUGUAAUAAACAUAAUAUGUAAUGCUCGAUAUGUAAUAGUUUAGAAGUUAUGCACCUUUAAAAAUAUAUUAUGACAUCAUAGUCAUACUCGAGAACCUUCAGUUAUUUGAAAUCAUUUGCAAUUUUUUGCAAGUUUGAUAUCUAUAGAGUUUAAAUAUUAAAAUAUCUAAAUCUAUAUAUUGUACAUUACAUGCUAUAUUAUUGUCUAUGUUAUCUUUUUCAUACAUGGAUAUCUAUAUUUUCAUAUCAGGUAUAUAAUCAGAUAAUAUAUAAAACAUAAUUAUGUUCAUUUAGAAAGUGCUGGUCACUAAAUUAAUUGAAACAUAUUAAUCAAUGAUAAUUCUAUUCCAAUAGUCAUAAUUUAAUUGAUAAUAAAUUAACUAUAGCAUCAUAUAUCUUGCAAACAUUUCAUCAUUUUAUCUGUGUUUUAUUCAUGUAUAAACAAAUCAAUUAUUUGCUUUUUAUAUAGUAUUUAUAAUUAGACAAUGGUUCUGUAUUGUCUUCUGCAAUUACCAUGCAAUACAGUAUUUCAGAGUUGAGGUUUCUGGCUUGCUUCUUGGCAUAAUUUAAUUCAUUUUUGGACACUAAUAAAUGGUCAAAUAAAUAUGACAAUUAAAAUCUAAAAAUUAUUUAUUAGGUACAUUUAAGAGUGAAAUGGCUGUGCCCAACAGGACAAAGAAUCCAGAAUAGUUUGUGAUGUCAUUUUGCUAUAUGAGGUUUCAAAAGAAUCUUGUCUCCAAAAUCCUGUAUAUGUUGGGUCUUCAAACAUUUGACAAUUUUCAUGUAUUGGAAAAAGCUUACUCUUACUGUGAAUUCUUUGAAAAGUUGGCACAUCAAUGGCACAUCAAUAAUAAUCUAUGUAUAUUUUUUCAUAAUUUUUUUUUUAUAUUUUUGUUGUAUCUAAUGUGUAGAAAACUUUACCGAUUUAAACCUGUUUAACAUCUAUAUAUAUAUAUAUUAUUUUUAACUCUCUUUAAUACUAUAGAAUAUACCUGAUGUAUGAAAUUUUAAUCCAUUACCAUACUGUUAUUUGUUUACUUUAUAAAUAUGUAAUUUACAUAUAUUUUGCUGUAGUUGUAUAGUGUAAGUAUUUGAAUUAAAGAUUUACAGCAAUGAAAGUGAUA